This is a messenger RNA of Exophiala aquamarina CBS 119918, 1677 nucleotides long. RefSeq lists its product as uncharacterized. The transcript is spliced from 4 exons. Bases 1 to 1677 code for a protein of 558 amino acids. Gene Ontology annotation, biological process: secondary metabolic process. Gene Ontology annotation, molecular function: CoA-ligase activity. The record is from RefSeq and is a predicted model, not a curated record. NCBI's taxonomy places the organism in Eukaryota, Fungi, Ascomycota, Eurotiomycetes, Chaetothyriales, Herpotrichiellaceae.
AUGAAGUUCUCUUCCCCGGCUGAGAUUGCAAUCCCAGACGAAGAUAUUCUGACCUUCCUCUUUUCAAAAACCAAAUUCAAGGAUGAUGAUGUGGUAUGGAUCAAUGGGGAGAAACCACAGUUAAACAUCACCCUUUCUCAGGUGAAAAGGCUCGCUGGCGAAAUAGGCCAAGGACUGAGAAAUCUUGGAGUCGGCGAAGAUGGUACGGGGACCGACAUUGUGCUAUCGUUUGUUGAGAAUCAAAUCUUCAUAGCCCCUGCGUUGUUUGGUGUUCUCUGUGCCGAAGGAAUACAUUCCACCUGCACACCUCUCGCUACGCCUUUUGAACUUGCUCGACAAAUAUCUCUGUCAUGCCCCAAAGUGUUGAUCUGCUCAGCUCAGACCAGAGACAUUGCACAGGCUGUCCUGAGCCGCAACAAGAGUACCUCGACCCCUAUUCUCCUUCAGAUGGAUUCGGAGAAACUGGAUCUGGUGGUCCUUUCGAGCGGAAGGUCGGUUCUUGGCCAAGGAGAGCUUCCUUGGAAGCGGUUGGUGGACCCACUUGUUUUGCAGCGAAGGACAGCAUGUUUGAUCUAUUCGAGUGGUACCACCGGCACACCUAAAGGCGUCGAGCUUUCGCAUGCGAAUAUGGUGGCCAAUCUUUGUCAGAUGGGGCACUACUUUGGACCUCGUGCUGAGAAGAUCCGCCUGGAAGGGAAGACACCAAGAAUGACAGCCUUGCUUCAAAAUUCGGUUUCAGUGGGAGUUCUCACGCACAACAUGAUAGCUGUGCAGCAUGGGAUGCAGGUCGUGAUGAUGGCAAAAUACGAAUUUGAGACGCUCACGAGAUACAGUAGAAAAUACAGUUUGUCGGUCUUCUUUCUGGCACCUUCAAUAUGGAACCGAAUUGCCAACGAAUGGCCCGUCGCAGAUUUCCAGAAUAUCCGAUGGGCAAUGAGUGGAGGUUCGCCAUUGUCGUUGGCGCUUCAAGAACGAGUCAACAAGGCGCUAAAAGCUGGCACUUAUCUCCUGCCGAACUGGGGAAUGACAGAAUUGGUCUGUGGGGCCACUCAGAUAGACCCAGACGUGGGAGAUAAUGAAGGCAGUGUUGGAAAACUGCUUCCACGUAUGGAAGCGAUGGUCGUGGGAGAAGAUGGGCAGAGCCUUCCCAGCGGUCAAUCUGGCGAGCUUGUAGUCAAAGGGCCCAACGUUAUGAGAGGUUAUUAUCGAAACCCCACUGCGACAGAGCAAUCUUUCACUUCGUCUGGGUGGUUUCGCACCGGAGACAAGGCAAUGAUAAGUGCGAAUGGCAAGGUUUUCAUCGAAGGGCGAUACAAGGAACUCAUCAAGUAUAAGGGAAACCAAGUUUCUCCGGUGGAGUUGGAAUCGGUAAUCAGUCAACAUCCAGCUGUCGUCGAUGUUGGCGUGAUAGGAGUUCGGUUACAGGAUGGGAAUGAGCUUCCUCGAGCGUACGUCGUUCAAGGAAGAGGUUCAGACAGCUGCACAGAACAGGAAAUCAUCGACUAUAUCAAGCCUCUUCUGAGCAACUACAAACAGCUGAGAGGCGGAGUUGCCUUCGUGGCUGAGAUCCCGAGAAAUCUCAAUGGGAAGAUCAUGCGGGAUGUUCUCACACAAUGGGCGCAGAGCGAGAGCGCUAGGCUUGGGGAUCUAGAACAUGCGCGGUUGGCGAAGUUAUGA